AUGGCAGUCGCGGCGUUGGCCGACAGCAGAAUGGCGGCGUCGUACGGCAACCUCGAUUGCAGUAACGGCGAUCAUGAAGGUUACGGUCAACAAUGCGACAUAAGCUGGAAGCCCCGUCGGUGGCCAGCAGCCCGACGGCAGUUUCGCAGAGAUGACCACAAGCCCCGACGGCAGUGUCGCGGCGUUGACCGCCAGACCCGUCGGCAGUGUCGGGGCGUUGACCGCCAGACCCGACGGCAGUGUGCCGGCGUUAACCGGCAGCCCGACGGCAGUGUCGCGGCGUUGGCUGGCAGCCCGCCGGAAGUGUCGCGGCGUUGGCUGGCAGCCCGCCGGCAGGGUCGCGGCGUUGGCUGGCAGCCCGCCGGCAGGGUCGCGGCGUUGGCUGGCAGCCCGACGGCAGGGUCGCGGCGUUGGCUGGCAGCCCGACGGCAGGGUCGCGGCGUUGGCUGGCAGCCCGACGGCAGGGUCGCGGCGUGUGGCUGGCAGCCCCGACGGCAGGGUCGCGGCGUUGGCUGGCAGGGUCGCGGCGGUGACCGCCAGCCCCGACGGCAGGGUCGCGGCGUUGAUCGCCAGCCCCGACAGCAGGGUCGCAGCGUUGAUCGCCAGCCUCGACGGCAGGGUCGCAGCGUUGAUCGCCAGCCCCGACGGCAGGGUCGCGGCGUUGAUCACCGCAAGCCCCGACGGCAGGGUCGCGGCGUUGAUCGCCAGCCCCGACAGCAGGGUCGCGCGGAACCGUUGAUCGCCAGCCCCGACGGCAGGGUCGCGGCGCCGUUGAUCGCCAGCCCCGACGGCAGGGUCGCGGCUGUUGAUCGCCAGCCCCGACGGCAGGGUCGCGCCAUUGAUCGUCAGCCCCGACGGCAGGGUCGCGGCGUUGACCGCCAGCCCCGACGGCAGGGUCGCAGCGUUGAUCGCCAGCCACGACGGCAGGGUCGCAGCGUUGAUCGCCAGCCCCGACGGCAGGGUCGCAGCGUUGAUCGCCAGCCCCGACGGCAGGGUCGCGGCAUUGAUCGCCAGCCCCGACGGCAGGGUCGCGUGGACCACGCGCGCUUGAUCGCCAGCCCCGACGGCAGGGUCGCGGCGUUGAUCGCCAGCCCCGACCGCAGGGUCGCGGCGUUAAUCGCCAGCCCCGACGGCAGGGUCGGAGCGUUAAUCGCCAGCCCCGACGGAAGGAUCGCGCCGUUGAUCGUCAGCCCCGACGGCAGGGUCGCGGUGUUGAUCGCCAGCCCCGACGGCAGGGUCGCGCCGUUGAUCAUGAGCCUCGACGGCAGGGUCGCGCCGUUGAUCGCCACCCCGACGGCAGGGUCGCAGCGUUGA
Messenger RNA from Parnassius apollo (apollo), 1314 nucleotides. Lineage: Eukaryota; Metazoa; Arthropoda; Insecta; Lepidoptera; Papilionidae. The record is from the annotation of a GenBank genome assembly.